Hordeum vulgare subsp. vulgare (domesticated barley) is the source of this 1666-nucleotide messenger RNA. RefSeq lists its product as uncharacterized. The coding region runs from base 156 to 1481 and encodes 441 amino acids. NCBI's taxonomy places the organism in Eukaryota, Viridiplantae, Streptophyta, Magnoliopsida, Poales, Poaceae. The transcript has 3 exons. The record is from RefSeq and is a predicted model, not a curated record.
GCCUUGCCGCCCUUGUGAACCAUCAUCACGAGCUCACCUCGCCCCGCCUCUCCUUUCCCCGCGUCCAUCUCCGGCCGCCUCGACGAGCGCUGCUAUAUACAUGGCGCGGGCCAACCGCGAGUCAACGGAGUUAGUAGCGCCUACGGCCCUGACACAUGGCGUCGGAGGAGGUGGAGCAGAGCUCGCGGGAGGAGCCGUCCCCGCCGCGCACGCCGACGUCCUCCUGGCCGUCGCAGCCGCUGCUCCUGGACCCGGCCUACGCGCGGAGCAAGUCGGUGAUCCACGACGAGCUGCGCAGCUUCCGCGUCUUCCUGCAGUGGUGCGCGCUCGAUCACUCCUCCCCCGCCGCCCGUGCCGCCUCGUACGCGGCCUUCCUCGCGCUGGCGCUCGCCGUGCCCGCCGCCGUCUCGGCCUCCCUCCGCGCCGACUCCUCGCUGUCCCCGGCCUCCGCGUCCGCGGUCACGUUCAACCGCGUGGCCACGCUCACGGCGUCUGGGCUCGCCGCCAUCUCCUUCGUCACGCUCGCCGUCUUCUUCCGCCGCUGCGGUGGCCUCCGGCAGCUGCUGUUCCUGGACGGGGGGCUCCGCGACGACACCGCGUUCGUCCGCCGCCGCUACGAGCGGGAGCUAGACCGCGCGUUCCGCCUCCUGGCCGCGCUGCUCGUCCCGGCCCUCUGCGUGGAGGCCGCGCACAAGGCCGUCUUCUUCUUCUCCACCGUGCGCGUGGAGCCGGCGCUCCCGCUCCCGCUCCCGCACGUGCCGUGGCGCGCGGUGGCGCUGGUGGCCACGGUGGCGUCGUGGGUGUACCGCACGGGGGUGUUCCUGCUGGUGUGCGUGCUGUUCCGCCUCACCUGCGAGCUCCAGAUCCUGCGCUUCGAGGGGAUCUACCACAUGUUCGACGCGGAGGCGUGCGCCGCCGCCGACGAGAUCUUUGCGGAGCACCGGCGCAUCCGGACGCAGCUGCUGGCCACCAGCCACCGGUACAGGGUGUUCAUCAUCUGCUGCCUCGUCACCAUCACCGUCAGUCAGCUCGGCGCCCUGCUCGUCGCCCUCUCCUCCAAGGACGGCAAGAGCUUCGCCAACUCCGGCGACCUCCUGGUUGGUUCGUCGGUGCAGCUGAGCGGGUUCUUCAUGUGCCUGUUCGGCGCGGCCAGGAUCACGCACCGAGCCCAACGGAUCGUGUCCAUCGCCAGCCAGUGGCACAUGCGCAUGGUCUCCGCCGCCCUGCACCACGGCAAACCGGGCGUCAGCACGCCUGCGAGCGACAUCGACGCGGUCGCUCUGACGGCGCCGUUGCUCCCAGUCCCCGGAGCAGGAUGCGACUACAAAAGCAGACAAGCUCUUGUGACGUAUCUGUGGCACAACAGCGGCGGGAUCACCUUGUUCGGCUUCACGCUCGACAGGGGGCUCCUCCAUACCAUCUUCGCCUUCGAGAUGACCCUCGUGCUCUGGAUCCUCAGCAAAGCCGUAGUUCUCUCCUAGCUACUACUAGUACAUCGACCACUACGUAUGAGACCAAUGAUCGUUAGUACUUACUACUCUGAUAAUUAACCAUGCAUCCAGGCUAGAUAGUAGAGUACCAUUCUCAUUCUCAGUUGUUGAUCAAAGUGUAAGUAAACCCAGCUAUAGUUAUUGCUUCCUGAAUAAUUAUACAUCAGUUUCGCGUC